AUGUCCCGUAACGAGUCCACAUGGUUGACCCUUCGAGCUGGCCUCGAAGAAAUUUUCCUCCAAGAACACCACCAGUCAUACACUGUACUUCACAAUUUCCAAUACCCGGGCAAACAGACACCACAAAUGAUUGCGUUGAUUGGGCAGCAAACAAAAAGUCUCUCAAUGCAUAAGUUGAGAUUCGGAUUGCAGAGCCAAGACGACAAUAGUGGCGAAAUUCAUCUGCGGGCAGAUCAGGAUAGCCUUAAACACCAAUCGCCAAUACUUUUUGCAGAUUGCGAGUUACACAACUCAUUAACUAUCGAUUAUACUGGCUCUGAAAAGCUUACUAGGGAUAUCGUCCGGAGACCGCUAAAGUGGCAUAAUCCCGUUUCCCGCGGAGCUGAUCCCCUCCUCUUGGCCCAUAUGUUAUAUGCAAAACUCAUAGCUCCUUUUAGUACAGUUAUCUGUUUCUUUGCUGAGGACUUUGGCGGUCUCCCGCUAGUUGCGAAAGUACUCGCAUCAUGGCUUAUAAGCUUUAGUAAUCGACCCUCCGACCUCCCUGCAUCAACUCAUUCCCGCGUCUUAAUCCUUACAAGGGGGGAGGACUCGGUAAAUUUCGACGAACAGACCGCUACAAGAAGAUUUAUACUAGAACUGGGAAGGGAAUCCGAGAGACAUUUGGGAAACUGGACAGGUAGAAGCAGUGGCAAGGCGAAACAAGCCGAGCUCAGCCGGCUGCUACUUGCUCAAUUUGGGGGCCUGCGGGUACUGAAAUUACCUUCUCUCGAUGCAACUCCACGGACGUGGCGAGUAUUGAGGAGUAAGAUACUUCAAGACUCACUUGAGUUACAUACAAGGCGAAAGGAGGCUCAAGUAGCAUUCUCGGCACCUCACCUCACGGCCUUCUUUCAUGCGGCGUGUGAUCACUUUUGUACAGAUAUUGUUUCCCCUUUUAAUUUUAUUAGGGCAUCCCGCGUUGCUAACCCAGUUCCAACGGAAUUGCCAUCUAACCUGACAACAUUCUUAAGUCUGGUAGAUGAUUCUCGGAUACUAAACUUUGCGGUACCGGUUAUCGCCUCUGCAUUAGUGUACAAUAGUUACCUUGAUAGGAUGCAUAGCUUUCUUCCGGCAUCGGUAUUCAAAUAUUUCUUCUACCAACUGUGCCUCUGCAUAGACCCAUUCGUAGCUAAGGGGUUACCCCCUGUAGAGUCCUCGCCACAGUUUACUACAGCGAUUGAAGCCUCUUUCUGUCAAUAUGCGUCGGAAGUUGCUAGUACCGCCUUAGAUGGGAUUACAGUACAUCGAAAAGUUCUCUCGAGAUUUCCAGACGUCUGGAAAAAUAUACAAAGCAAUGUUAUAUGCCUUUCUUGCUUGUCCAGGAGGCCAGAAGAUACAUUACAAUGCCGACACUCUCUGUGCGCUCCUUGUACGACAGCUCAUGGUCAAUCAGAUGAUGUGGAGCCUUGGACCUUUCAAGUUGACCAUUGUCCCCUCUGUAGAGAGCCCAACGGUAUUAAAUUUCACCACAAGCCCGAUACUGCAGGCGUGAGGGCGAUCAUUGCAGAGGGAGGAGGUAUCCGUGGUGUCAUUCCCUUGACAUUUCUGCAAGAGCUCGAAAAAGUUAUUGAUUUACCUAUGAAAGUUCAAGAGCAUUUUGACAUAGCGUUUGGCAGUAGUUCAGGGGGCUUGAUUAUACUAGGGCUAUAUUUUAAUCAGUGGAGCGUAGCACAGUGUCUUGAUCAGUUCCAGAGUCUCUCGACGCAAGCCUUCCAAAAGAGUACUUGGUUGAAUCUCAAACCCUUCAAGCUAGUCCGUAGCUUUCUUGAGGUCCUAUUAUCUUUUACUACCGACAGUAGGUAUAGCUCCACAGGGAUUAACAACGCUCUAAAAUCUGCAUUCGGAGAUAAUUCACCUUUCUUUGGGGGUUUUAGCGGCGGGACUAAAGUAGCAAUUGUGGCUUCUACAACACACGACUCUUCUACUUGUAUUCUCGCAAACUACAACGGUCAGGGAAGGCGGUCUCAGGAUUGUGGCUAUAAAUUUGUCCGACCUACUAGUAUUGGCAAAGAGCUUCUUAUUUGGCAGGCUGCGCGUGCAAGUACGGCGGCCCCAACUUACUUUAAAUCGUUUAAGGGUUAUCAUGACGGUGGAUUAGGUGGCCACAAUAACCCUAUCAACUUAGCUUUAUGGGAACAAGACACUAUAUGGUCACGCCAGAAGAAGCAACCCGAUGCUGUCCUCUCUCUUGGGACGGGAUUUAAGCGUCGCCCCGAUGUAGAUGAUGAGGUAGAGGAGAAUUUGUCGUUUUUCCGAGCGCGGAGAAACUCGAUGGCAGGAGCUCCAAAAUACCCUUUUGCCACACGUACGGGAGCGAUAUCACAGGAUGAAUAUCGAGUUUUAUGGCGACGAACCUGA
Messenger RNA from Venustampulla echinocandica, 2397 nucleotides. RefSeq lists its product as uncharacterized. Gene Ontology annotation, cellular component: membrane. Lineage: Eukaryota; Fungi; Ascomycota; Leotiomycetes; Helotiales; Pleuroascaceae. The record is from RefSeq and is a predicted model, not a curated record. Bases 1 to 2397 code for a protein of 798 amino acids. The transcript has 7 exons. Gene Ontology annotation, biological process: arachidonate metabolic process.